AUGCGCAAACCAACGUUUGAGGCUGCCUACAGCGGAUAUGAUCAGGACAUGCUUUUGUCCAUUCACAACCCUAAGGAGGUCAGGGGACAGUUUGGCGGUUUUGAGGUCUUCAUGGAAAGUGGCGAUUCCGGCGCACAAGUCUCCUGGCGUUCGGUGGCCAAUCUAACUGCCACCGAACGCCAAUAUACCAUCCGCGACCUUAAACCUUUAACAACCUAUCUGGUCACCGUUCGAGGGCUCGAAUUGUCCUAUGGAUUCAGUGUGUUGGCAGAUCCCGUGAAUGUUACGGCAUUUGAUCCAGUUCAACACAAUGCUUGCCCAUUUCCAAUCCAUUGCCAAACACACUGA
Molecule: messenger RNA, 348 nt
Organism: Hydatigera taeniaeformis
Lineage: Eukaryota; Metazoa; Platyhelminthes; Cestoda; Cyclophyllidea; Taeniidae
Source: the annotation of a GenBank genome assembly